Chelonus insularis is the source of this 1077-nucleotide messenger RNA. It is a transcript of the gene MED8, whose product is annotated as mediator complex subunit 8. Gene Ontology annotation, molecular function: RNA polymerase II cis-regulatory region sequence-specific DNA binding; transcription coregulator activity. The record is from RefSeq and is a predicted model, not a curated record. Lineage: Eukaryota; Metazoa; Arthropoda; Insecta; Hymenoptera; Braconidae. Gene Ontology annotation, cellular component: core mediator complex; mediator complex. Gene Ontology annotation, biological process: regulation of transcription by RNA polymerase II. The transcript has 5 exons. The coding region runs from base 176 to 934 and encodes 252 amino acids.
CUGAUUCUGCCCAUCUAAAUACACUGGAUCGUAUGUUUCUAAACUUUCUGACUUCAGCCCAGCCUUAAGAUUAUAAUUUUACAAUAAAAAAAAAGUUCUAUAGUUUUGUGUCAUUUUUACAAAAUUGUUAAAAAUAGGAAAUUACAGUUCGUUUAGUGGAAAAUAAUUGUAAAAAAUGCAACGAGAAGAAAAACAAUUAGAAGCAGCUCUAGAUGCAAUAAUAAUGCGUGUUAAUGAUUUAAAAAAUUCAAUUGCUUCAAUGAUAUUCAAACUGGAACAUGAAUAUGAAACAUUGAAUUGGCCAAGUUUCUUAGAUAAUUUUGCUUUGAUCGCUGGGCAUUUGACGAGUUUAUCUAAAAUCCUUGCUCACGAUAAAGCACCCAAUCUUCGAAAUCUUACCGUUCUACCACUUUUGUUAAGUCCGGAAAAAGAUGAAGAAUUAGUAAGAAUGACCGAGGGAAGAAUUACAACAUUUGCUCAUGAUUUAGUACCUGAUUAUCUAAGAACAAAACCUGAACCUCAAGCAGAACAGAAAAUGGUCCAAUUAGAAAUAAAAGCUGCUAACUUAAGUUAUGAUGCUUCUCAUAAACAAGUGGCUCAAUAUACUAAAGUUAUUAAUCACAUUUGGGAUAUUGCCAAUAAAGCUCGUGAAGAAUGGGAAAGUGAAGCAGGAUCAAGAGCACAACAAGCACAAACUAGUAGUGCUGCGGAUACUCACGCAUUGGUUGCAGCUGUAGGAAUGGGAAAAGGUCUAAAAUCGGAUUCAGUUCCAUUGGUACAAUCCGGUGUGAAUUCUGUAUCUUCGGGUAUGAUGGUUGGGCGUCCCAACAAUCAAUCUGGAUCUGGCAGUCAAGUAUCAACAAUGGGUAAAGCUCCAAGCACCAUUAAAACAAAUAUCAAAGCAGCAUCACAAAUUCAUCCAUAUAGUCGAUAGUUCACUAAUUGAAAAUUAAGUUAUAUUAAAUACCAUGUGUAUUAUCAUACUGAUGUUUUAUAUUAUUUAUUUUAUGUAUGUAUACAAAAUAAUUUUAAUUUAUCCUAAUUUAUGAAGAAUAAAAAAUAAAUUUAAAUACAGUA